GAUAAGACGGGUGUUUUUCGCGUUUGUACGGGUUUAUUUGCAUUUAUUUUCGUGUAUAGAAUGGAGGGAAAAUACUCAACGGCCCUAUCUCAUUUAGUUUUAGCCGGAACGGGCGCAUAUUGCCUUAAAUCUGUCUAUGGAGGCGAUUUAAAGUUUUCACAUGGGUGUUUUGGGAUUAUUAUUGUUAACAAUCUUUUGGGACUGUGGACAAACGGAAACCCUCGAUAUGGAGACAGUGUGUACAAAAUCUUCCGAAUCACCAGAGAAAUGCAAGACUUAUUUGUUUUACCAUUUGUCACAACGACACUAUGGUUAAAUUAUAGCUAUCGAUGGGAGUAUUCCUAUGCUCACGCUAUAGCGCCUGUAUUUCCGUUCAUAACGUUUUUAGUGGACAAAAAGGCCUACGAACUGACAAACCUCAUUUUAACUUGUAGCCUGGCCUCAAUGACUGUAAUAUCAUUCCUACAUGAUAAUUAUUACGGCCUAGUUGCUUCAGUGUCAUACAUGUUUGACUAUUUUUUAAAGAAGGAAGACAACGAAACUUUCCUAGAUAUACCCACUCAGGACCUAAGCAACUAUAUUAUGUGUUUUUUUGCAUACUUUUCCCUCCAUGCCAUGUUAGACUGAACCAAAGUCUGACCAUAGGAAUAUUUUAUUUACAGAACAAAUAUUUUUUAUUGUCAAUGUAAUGCUUUUACUGUAUGCAUAUCAUUGUUGUGAAAUUGGUAGUAUAUUUAUAUGUCUAUUUUUAUAUAUUAUAUACAUAUUGUACCAUAUUGAUUCUAUAUAUGUAUAUAUUAACUUA
This is a messenger RNA of Brassicogethes aeneus, 805 nucleotides long. Lineage: Eukaryota; Metazoa; Arthropoda; Insecta; Coleoptera; Nitidulidae. The record is from the annotation of a GenBank genome assembly.